This is a messenger RNA of Staurois parvus, 323 nucleotides long. The record is from the annotation of a GenBank genome assembly. NCBI's taxonomy places the organism in Eukaryota, Metazoa, Chordata, Amphibia, Anura, Ranidae.
ACACAGCAACAUGUUACUGCUGGCAGGAGAGAGACCUAUGUUGUUUACACACAGGUCUCUCCCCUGUCAGUGAUACUUGGCGAUCACCGGCUGCUGGUGGGGAAUCUCUGGCCGGGACACGGUGAUCGACAUCUGUAGCAGCCAAAGGCGGCACAGAUUGGCCAAUCAGUGAUCACAUGCAGAGUAGUAAGCAAGAUGUCACUUCUGACAUUGCUUACUACCUGUGAAAUCUGUGAAUGAUCACAGAGGUCACAUGGUACAAGGCUAUUCAUAACAGCCUUGUACCGCGUGACAAGCUGUGACCAAUCACAGCUCACACAGUA